UCCUCAGAUAAAAAAAUAUUAAAAAGAACACUAUAUUCUGUCCAGUAAGAAAACUUUAAUAUUAAUGUGUUCCACCACCAUAAUAAUGGUGCUAGAGUAGUUCAUAUCUCACUCACUCACUCUGAGAGAAGAAGGAUCCAUGGAAAACACACAGAAUUAUAUGAUGAGCAUGGAAGAAUCAUUAUUAUCUAUUAAAAAGAUAAAAAAUGAUGAACAUCAUUUCAUAUUAUGGGAUGAGUUCAUUGAAGAAGCAAAGAGAUUAGGUUAUAUAGCAGCGCCGAUGAUGGCUGUGAAUCUAUCUUUGUUCUUGAUCAACGUUGUAUCGAUGAUGAUGGUCGGUCAUCUCGGAGAAUUAGCGCUCUCUAGCUCCGCCAUAGCCGUCUCUCUGUCUUCUGUUACUGGCUUCAGUGUUCUUGCUUCUCCAUCUUGGUUGUAUGUUGCUCCUGAAGGAUUUGAAACCGCUCUAAUAUAUGUCAAAAAUGAAUAUGGGAAUCCAAUCAUUUAUAUAACUGAAAAUGGAAUUGGUGAUCCGGUAGGUCUUUCUCCAUCAGAUGCUCUUAAAGAUAUAUGGAGAAUAUCAUAUCAUACUCUGCAUUUGUGGAAACUGCUUAGAGCAAUUUGUGAUCACAAAGUCAGAGUAAAGGGGUAUUUUGCUUGGUCAUUUAUAGAUAAUUUUGAAUGGACAAAUGGGUAUACCGUAAGAAUGGGGUUCUAUGCUACAGAUACGAAGCUGAUAAGAACUCCAAAAUGGUCUGUUAAUUGGUUUGAGAGAGAUUCUUGAAACACAAUAAUGCCAUUGGUGGUACCAAAUACAGUUUUCCACUGUAUUUAUGGGAUAAACAAAAAAAUUAAGAUACAUAUAUAUUUAUUCUUAUUUAGGGGAUAAACAAAAAACUUAAGAUAUAUAUGCUCUGUUUUGAAGGAAUGUUUGUAAUAAUAGAAAGAACGGAUAAUCUUUCAAAAUAUCUAUCUUGUUUCCUUUCAAAUAAAUCCUUACAAAAAUAGUCCAAUUAUAAAGAUGGGGACAUCUAAGGUGAGAGAAUUUUUUA
This is a messenger RNA of Mercurialis annua (annual mercury), 1049 nucleotides long. Its product is annotated as beta-glucosidase 13-like. Gene Ontology annotation, biological process: carbohydrate metabolic process. Gene Ontology annotation, molecular function: beta-glucosidase activity. The transcript is spliced from 4 exons. Lineage: Eukaryota; Viridiplantae; Streptophyta; Magnoliopsida; Malpighiales; Euphorbiaceae. The coding region runs from base 140 to 781 and encodes 213 amino acids. The record is from RefSeq and is a predicted model, not a curated record.